CAGAAGACAAAUAUCACAAGUUCUCAGGCCCUAGCCACCCGCUUCCCGGCAGGGCGUGGCUCCCAGUGGCUUCCCCUUAGGUGUUCCCUCCCUGACCUCAGACUGCUAAGUUCCUGCCAGAUAUUUAAGUUUCGUUUCCCGCCGCCACUGCUGGUUCUUCCUCCCGUAGCUUUUCCCCAAAGCCUGUUCUUCUUUCGGGGAGCAGAGAGCGCCAGCCAUGGACCCUAGGCGCGGAAAGGCGACGCGGACAGCGUCGAAGGCGGGAACCGAGGUCCCCAAGGUUUCGGUGCGGAGUUCGAGGGGCGCCCGGACGGAACGCAGUGAGUCUCCAGCUGCCCCCAAGGCCGCCCAGGCCAACGCGGGGAGGGGCGGCUCCGCCAGGGGGUCGGGAUCCCAGCAGAGGAAAAGCGCCCCGGACUCCAGGGAGAGGCCGCAGGUGCGCGCGCCCGGGGCCCGCGCCAAGAAGGCGCCUGUGCGCGCCGGGGACGAGGCCGGCGCUGCCGGGGCGCAGGAGCAGCGGGCUCCGGCGGAGGGGCUGGAGCCUCCCGCCGUUCCAGGGCCGCCCCUUUCCAGGACUGGAUCUCGCCGCCAGGGGGAUGCGCGCUGCCCCCGGGAGCAGAGACCCCCGCCCAGGCCCGCGAAGGUGCCCGGCUCCGGCCCGCCGGUUCCGGCCGCGAGUCUCGGCCUCAGGGAGGCGGCGCCUGGGGGCUGGAAGCUCCGGGCCCCUUAG
Molecule: messenger RNA, 730 nt
Organism: Propithecus coquereli (Coquerel's sifaka)
Lineage: Eukaryota; Metazoa; Chordata; Mammalia; Primates; Indriidae
Product: cyclic GMP-AMP synthase-like
Exons: 2
Coding region: 218-730 (170 amino acids)
Source: RefSeq, a predicted model, not a curated record